AUGUUAGUUGGAAUUGGAUUGGUAAUACUCUUUCUAUGCAUGAAAAUCGCAUUACCGGUGUUCCAAAGACUUAAUAGAUUGACCAGUUCGUGCAAGAUGUCAGGAGUGUUCCCAUACAACCCGCCCGUAAAUCGCGAAAUGCGAGAGUUGGACAGGUCAUUUUUCAUUACCAAGAUCCCAAUGUGUGCAGUGAGGUUCUCCGAACCCAAAAACAUCAGUGUCUUUUCCAAGAACUUCAAAGAUUGCAUCUUGAGGGUCCCACGUAUCCCACACGUUGUGAAAUUGAACGCUGCCAGGCCCGCGGAGGAGCCCACAAGCGGCCAGAAUAAGAAGAUGAAGACCAUGGGUAGCGACAAUGCCAUGACAACGAAAGGGGUGCUACUGCACCAAUCAAUCCAUAGCGUGGAAGAUGCGAAUACAAAGUUGCCCCAGGACGCCCUAACGUUCCUCGAAGAGAACGGAGGGGAGAUCGUCGCGCAUGAAUACGUGUUGGACUACGGCUUCUGGAAGGCAGAGGAGAUCCUUCGAGCAGUGCUGCCAGAAGAGUUCCUAGAAGAGGUCCCAACGGGGUUCACGAUCACAGGUCACAUUGCGCAUUUGAACCUGCGCGGCGAGUUCAAGCCGUUCGGCUCCCUCAUCGGACAAGUCAUCCUGGACAAGAACAACAAGAUCGAAUGCGUCGUGGACAAAGUCAGUUCCAUUGCCACAAAGUUCAGGACGUUCCCGAUGAAGGUUAUCGCCGGAAAAAGCGACAGUUUGGUUGUGGAGCAGAAGGAAUCCAACUGCACCUUCAAGUUCGACUUUAGCAAGGUGUACUGGAACUCCAGACUGCACACAGAGCACGAAAGACUGGUCAAACAGUACUUCCAGCCAGGCCAAGUCGUCUGUGACGUCUUCGCCGGCGUGGGGCCCUUUGCCCUACCCGCGGGCAAGAAAGACGUCAUAGUGCUGGCCAACGACCUGAACCCGGAGAGUUACAAGUACUUGCAAGAUAAUAUUGCCCUAAACAAGGUUACGAAGACCGUCAAGUCCUUCAACUUGGAUGGCGCCGAGUUCAUCCGCCAGUCACCACAGCUAUUACAACAGUGGAUCCAGCACGAAGAGGGCGGUAAGAUCAAGAUUCCUCUCCCCGUGAAGAAACGCCACAGGUCCCAGCAACAGCAGGAACUACAGCCACCGCAACCACGCUUCAAAGAGGUGGCAAUUCCGUCACAUAUCAGUCAUUAUGUCAUGAAUCUACCAGACAGCGCCAUUUCAUUUCUGGGGAACUUCCGUGGCAUUUUCGCCACACCCACCAACGCUGCCUCCGACAGCGUCGAAAUGCCCUGGGUGCACGUGCACUGCUUCGAAAAGUACCCGCCUGGCCAACCUGUCACCGAACACGAACUGCACGCGCGAGUGCAUGCGCGUAUUAUUGCCGCCCUCCACGUCACGGUGGACGAGCUCCCAUUGGAGGCGGUCUCGUUGCAUUUAGUGCGCAAAGUUGCGCCCACCAAACCGAUGUAUUGCGCUAGUUUCCAGCUUCCGCCCACCGUGUGA
Molecule: messenger RNA, 1539 nt
Organism: Saccharomyces kudriavzevii IFO 1802
Lineage: Eukaryota; Fungi; Ascomycota; Saccharomycetes; Saccharomycetales; Saccharomycetaceae
Gene: TRM5
Product: tRNA (guanine) methyltransferase
Exons: 1
Coding region: 1-1539 (512 amino acids)
Biological process (GO): mitochondrial tRNA methylation; tRNA N1-guanine methylation
Cellular component (GO): cytoplasm; mitochondrial matrix
Source: RefSeq, a predicted model, not a curated record